UGCUAUCUGAACAAAAGAAAUUGAGCAGCAAGCAGGAUGACAAUGACGGUUGUGAAGUCUGCACUUGCACUAAUGAUCGCACUCACAAUCCUGGUGGAGAAUAUCUCAGGUGUGAGGAAGCGCCCCUUCAUCCCACUGUGUGUUGGUCUAGGAUAUCUCAAGUGUGAGAGUGCACCCCUUCUUCAGAAAUUGUAUUGGUCUAGAACAUCUCAAGUAGGAGAAGGCGGCCCACUAUCCCCGAAUGUGUUGGUAUACCCUGCAGUGGACGAGGUGAUCCCUGGUGCGCGCCACGCUGCUAUUGUGCCCGAAAUGGCUAUCGACUUGAAUGCUUCGCAAAGGAGCUGUACAUUGGCGGGUAACUCGAAGCUACCCGAGUACAAUACAAUAGCCAAUGUAAUAAAAAUACAAUAUACAACUCUUCUUUAG
Messenger RNA from Rhipicephalus sanguineus (brown dog tick), 426 nucleotides. RefSeq lists its product as uncharacterized. The record is from RefSeq and is a predicted model, not a curated record. Lineage: Eukaryota; Metazoa; Arthropoda; Arachnida; Ixodida; Ixodidae. The transcript has 5 exons. The coding region runs from base 37 to 426 and encodes 129 amino acids.